This is a messenger RNA of Mandrillus leucophaeus (drill), 1908 nucleotides long. RefSeq names its product RNA binding motif, single stranded interacting protein 2 (gene RBMS2). The transcript is spliced from 14 exons. The coding region runs from base 198 to 1421 and encodes 407 amino acids. The record is from RefSeq and is a predicted model, not a curated record. NCBI's taxonomy places the organism in Eukaryota, Metazoa, Chordata, Mammalia, Primates, Cercopithecidae. Gene Ontology annotation, cellular component: ribonucleoprotein complex; nucleus; cytosol. Gene Ontology annotation, molecular function: poly(U) RNA binding; mRNA 3'-UTR binding; poly(A) binding.
AUUCUCUGCCCGCAGCCCCCCUUCAUCUCUCCCCUCCUGCUCCUUUUCUCCUCCUUUCUCCUCCCCCUCCCUUUUUUCCUCCCUCCCUCUCCCCCUUUCCCUCGCUCCCCUCCUCCCUCCCUCCCUCCCUCCCCGUCUUUCUUACCCCCUCCCUUUCUCUCGCUCUCUCUCACUCGUUCCCUAACAUUAAAGAGAAAAUGCUGCUAUCGGUGACUUCCAGGCCUGGGAUUUCGACUUUUGGCUACAAUAGAAACAACAAGAAGCCAUAUGUGUCAUUGGCUCAGCAGAUGGCACCACCUAGCCCAAGCAACAGUACACCUAACAGCAGUAGUGGAAGCAAUGGAAAUGACCAGCUGAGCAAAACCAACCUAUACAUCCGAGGAUUGCAGCCAGGCACUACUGACCAAGAUCUUGUCAAGCUGUGUCAGCCAUAUGGCAAGAUUGUUUCCACUAAGGCCAUACUGGACAAGACCACAAACAAAUGCAAAGGCUAUGGCUUUGUAGAUUUUGACAGCCCUUCAGCAGCACAGAAAGCUGUAACAGCACUGAAGGCCAGUGGUGUACAGGCACAGAUGGCAAAGCAACAGGAACAGGACCCCACAAAUUUAUACAUCUCAAACCUCCCACUGUCAAUGGAUGAGCAGGAACUGGAGGGGAUGCUGAAGCCCUUUGGCCAGGUUAUCUCCACCCGUAUCCUUCGAGAUACCAGUGGGACCAGCAGAGGUGUUGGCUUUGCAAGGAUGGAGUCCACAGAGAAGUGUGAAGCCAUCAUCACCCACUUUAAUGGAAAAUAUAUUAAGACACCCCCUGGAGUACCAGCCCCAUCUGAUCCCUUGCUUUGCAAAUUUGCUGAUGGCGGGCCAAAGAAACGACAGAACCAAGGAAAAUUUGUGCAAAAUGGACGGGCUUGGCCAAGGAAUGGAGACAUGGGCGGCAUGGCCUUGACCUAUGACCCCACAACAGCUCUUCAGAAUGGGUUUUACCCAGCCCCUUAUAACAUCACCCCCAACAGGAUGCUUGCUCAGUCUGCACUCUCCCCAUACCUUUCCUCUCCUGUGUCUUCGUAUCAGAGAGUGACUCAGACAUCUCCUCUACAAGUACCUAACCCAUCUUGGAUGCACCACCAUUCAUACCUCAUGCAGCCUUCAGGUUCAGUUCUGACACCAGGGAUGGACCAUCCCAUUUCUCUCCAGCCUGCCUCCAUGAUGGGACCCCUUACCCAGCAACUGGGCCACCUCUCCCUCAGCAGCACAGGCACGUAUAUGCAGACGGCUGCAGCUAUGCAAGGAGCUUACAUCUCCCAGUAUACCCCUGUGCCUUCUUCCAGUGUUUCAGUCGAGGAGAGCAGCGGCCAACAGAACCAAGUGGCAGUGGACGCACCCUCAGAGCAUGGGGUCUAUUCUUUCCAGUUCAACAAGUAACAGUGGAUUCCCCUCCCCAUCUUUACUGAAUAGAAAUGAAUUCUUGGAGAUACUCUUGCUCCCAGAUUCCAGAGGGUUAACCAGGAAUGGAGACCAUCCGUCGGCCCUGCUAAGGACUAACACUUAGCCAUCGUUUUUCACAGGCCUGGGCCUGGAAAAAGAAAGCUCUAUGUUCCUGCCCUUUGCUAUUUCUCCAUUGCUGAUGGAGCCUGGGGGAACCAUCACUUUUCUUGUGUGCUACAUUCAAGGAGAUCAAAAAAACUUUUUUUCUUUUGCAAAGAAAGCUUUUUGUUUUUAACUGCAACGUACUUUUCCCUACCCUAAAGAGGCAUGGUGGUUGUAGCUUCUCAUUGAUAUGAAAAAGUUUUUGAUAUAUUGGAAUUAUUUGGGAAUGCUUUUAAAAUAAUUUGUAAUUAUUUCUUUACAAACCAAAACAGAACAGAAAGAUGUGGUGCUAGAACAUUGAUGAAGGAGCUCUGCUUACUGA